This is a messenger RNA of Meriones unguiculatus (Mongolian gerbil), 911 nucleotides long. It is a transcript of the gene C4bpb, whose product is annotated as complement component 4 binding protein beta. The record is from RefSeq and is a predicted model, not a curated record. The transcript is spliced from 6 exons. Lineage: Eukaryota; Metazoa; Chordata; Mammalia; Rodentia; Muridae. The coding region runs from base 90 to 863 and encodes 257 amino acids.
UAUUCUGAUCUUAAGUGGUGUGGUUAGAGGGAUGCUUUUGACUAAAAUCAGGGUUUAAUUCCAUCCUGGGUCAAGUAACUUCUCCCCAAAUGCGUAGUUGGAUUGUGUGCUGUCUGAUGUGGCUGAUUUCUUCUUUAGAUGAGGGCUGUCCAAAACUUCCUCCAGUGGACAAUAGUGUAUUUGUUGGAAAGGAGAUAGAAGGACAGACUCUGGGGAUUUACCUUUGUAUCAAAGGCUACCACUUGGUGGGAAAGCAGUCUUUUGUCUUCAGUUCCUCAGAGGAAUUGGAUGUCUCCCUCCCUGAGUGCCACUUGGGCCACUGUCCCAACCCUGUACUGGAAAAUGGCACAGUCAGUUCUUCUGGACCUGUGAAUGCAAGUGACAAAAUUAUGUUUAAAUGCAAUGACGGUUACAUCCUCAGGGGAAGCAAUUGGAGUCAAUGCCUAGAGAACCACACCUGGGCACCUCCCUUUCCCAUCUGCCAAAGCAGAGACUGUGAACCUCCUGGGAUUCCUGACCAUGGCUAUUUUGAAGGAGAAAACUUCACCUCAGAAUCUGUUGUUACUUAUUUCUGUGAAAGUGGGUACCACCUAGUGGGCAUACAGAAGCUGCAAUGCAUUGAUGGGAAUUGGAACAGUUCCUAUCCUACCUGUGAGCCCAUUCAAGAAGCCUCCAAACCAGCUGAACAGAUUGCACUUGAGAAAGCAAUUCAUGCCUUCCAGGAGGGAAAGGACCUUUGCAGUGCCACAGAGAACUUUGUGAGGAGCCUAAAGGAAAGUGGACCAACAAUGGAAGAACUGAAAUAUUCCCUGGAGAUGAAGAAAACUAAGCUGAAGGAAUACAUUUUAUCGAAAUAUAAGUAACAGAAUGGUCACAGAAAUGCCCCUAUGAAUAAACUGCUUCUGAAGGUG